Molecule: messenger RNA, 3254 nt
Organism: Neltuma alba
Lineage: Eukaryota; Viridiplantae; Streptophyta; Magnoliopsida; Fabales; Fabaceae
Product: G-type lectin S-receptor-like serine/threonine-protein kinase SD2-5
Exons: 2
Coding region: 665-3121 (818 amino acids)
Biological process (GO): protein phosphorylation
Molecular function (GO): protein serine/threonine kinase activity; ATP binding
Source: RefSeq, a predicted model, not a curated record
CCAGGGCCAUACUCGUGUCCGCAAAUCAACUUGUCUCUUUUCUUUCUUCACCCUUUUGUCAAACUUGUAUAGGGGUGUGGUCAACCAUUAUCUAUCUGCCCCUUUUUAUGCUCUGUAUUCUUCCUUCUCCAGCAAUUCAUUAACUGCUACGAUUGGGACAACAUUCUCAGUUUCCUUAAUUAUGCUUCUCUCACUCUCAUUUCAUUACUAAAUGAAGAGUACUCACCUGCCUUAUCUGGUCUUGCCUUCUUCGGUUUCAAUCCAGUUGAGCACCCUUCGACUUUGGUUAUCUGGGUCAAUUCUUCGGGUGGCUGUGCUUGAAUUUAUGUCCACGGUUUUUGACGCUGUUCAUUGGCUUUGAAAUCUGAACAAAGAAGAUUCCGGCGGGAGGUGAAGAUUUUUGCGUCUGUAAAUUUAUCUUUGCUCGUGUUCAUAUUUGCCCCUGGCACUUGUCAGCUGUCUCUCUCGCGGUCGGUGACGGACACGAUUUCGUUUUCUUCAAGGCAAGCUUCAAGUUCCAAUAGGCACUGAAAAGUAUCUCUUCUUCAAACCUUCGGAUCUUCUUUUCUCUGCUCAGAAUACGAUUUCGACAGUUUUGUUCCCGGUUCGCGACUUUAAAUUUCCCUAAAUAGUAACAGCUUUUCGGAGACUUGUAAUAGGAGCCAUGAAAAAAACCUGGUCUUUCAUCCAUAUCAUCGGCGUUCUUGGCCUGUCUAGUCUACUCUUGUCUGAAAUCUGUCUGGCUGGCAUUCAGAGCAUCGGCUCUAUCACUCCAGGAUUUCAAGGCACUCAAAUGAAUUGGAUUGACAAAAACGGCAUGUUUCUCGUGUCAAAUAAUGGAGAAUUUAUGUUUGGCUUCAUCACUACCCCGAACGACAACUCAUUAUAUCUUCUAGUAAUCGCCCACGGUGACAACUCCAAAGUUGUUUGGACGGCAAACAGAGGCCUCCCUGUUAGUAAUUCUGAUAAUUUUGUGUUCGACAAAACCGGUAAUGUCUUUCUACAGAAAGGAAGCGAUGUGGUUUGGUCUACAGAUACGAAGGGCAAAGGGGUUUCUUCAAUGGCAUUACAGGACACAGGAAACUUGGUGUUGCUUGCUGACGAUAAUAGUACAAUUUGGCAGAGUUUCGGCCAUCCAACUGACACCUUAUUGUCAAUGCAGGAAUUCAAAGAGGGCAUGAAACUUAUCAGUGAACCUGACCAAUAUAACUUAACCCACGUUCUGGAGAUCAAAUCUGGUGAUUUUGUUCUCUCUGCUGGUUUUCAAAACCCACAGCCUUAUUGGUCUAUGCAGAACGAGGACCGCAGAAUCAUCGAUAAAGAUGGUAACGCGGUGGCUUCGGCCUCCAUUAGCGCAAAUUCGUGGAGGUUCUAUGAUAAAAAUAAAUCUUUGUUAUGGCAGUUCAUUUUGGCUGAAGAUUCAUCAGGCACAAAUUCCACUUGGGCUGCUGUUCUGGGAAGUAAUGGUUUCAUCACUUUCUCUAAUCUCGACAGUGGAAGUUCAAAUAAUCCCUCGCCAACAAAAAUCCCAAAAGAUUCUUGCAGCACACCUGAACCUUGUGGUCCUUAUACCAUAUGCACGGAUGAUAACAAGUGUCGUUGCCCUUCGGCUCUGAGAUCUCGCGCCAAUUGCAAACCAGGGAUUGUCUCUCCUUGCGAUGGCUCAAAUGGAUCCGCGGAGCUUGCGGAAGGUGAUGAUGGGCUUGGUUACUUCGCUCUUGGAUUCCUUUCACCAUCCUCCAAAACUGAUUUGGAUGGCUGCAAAUCUUCCUGCCUGGGAAAUUGCUCAUGCCUUGCUAUGUUCUUCCACAACAAUUCAGGGAACUGUUUCAUGUUGGAUAGUAUAGGAAGCUUUGAGAGUUCUGACACAGAUUCAGGUUUUGUUUCUUACAUUAAGGUCUCGAGUAACGGAGGAUCUGGCUCUUCAGGAGGUGGAAGCAGCAAGAAGCACACUGUGGUGGUUGUAGUUAUUGUCAUAACAACUUUGCUUGUCAUUUUCGUUUUGUUCUAUGUGGGACUUAGAUACUACAGAAGAAAGCAAAAAUCGCCUGAGUCUCCAAGGGGGAGUUCAGAAGAGGACAAUUUCUUGGAGAAUCUUACUGGUAUGCCUGUCCGUUUCAGCUAUAAAGAACUGCAAACAGCUACUAAGAACUUCUCUGAGAAGCUAGGGCAUGGAGGUUUUGGCUCAGUUUAUAAAGGAGUUCAACCAGAUGGGACUCUAUUAGCUGUGAAGAAGCUGGAAAGCAUAGGCCAAGGGAAGAAAGAGUUCAGGGCUGAAGUUAGCAUCAUUGGCAGCAUUCAUCAUCUUCAUUUAGUUCGGCUUAAAGGAUUCUGUGCUGAAGGAACUCAUCGCCUUCUUGCUUAUGAGUUUAUGGCAAAUGGCUCAUUGGAUAAAUGGAUAUUCAAGAAAAACGGAGAAUUAUUGUUGGAUUGGGAUACGAGGUUUAAUAUAGCUUUGGGCACAGCAAAAGGGCUUGCGUACCUGCACGAGGAUUGCGAUUCAAAGAUUGUUCACUGUGACAUCAAACCAGAAAAUGUUCUUCUUGAUGAGCAUUUCCUUGCGAAAGUUUCAGACUUUGGGUUGGCUAAACUCAUGACUCGCGAACAAAGCCAUGUUUUCACAACACUAAGGGGAACCAGGGGAUAUCUUGCACCAGAAUGGAUCACAAACUAUGCCAUAUCGGAGAAAAGCGAUGUGUAUAGCUAUGGGAUGGUGUUGCUAGAGAUAAUUGGUGGUAGGAAAAAUUAUGACCCUAACGAGUCUUCAGAGAAAUCCCACUUCCCAACCUUUGCUUACAAGAUGAUGGAAGAAGGGAAGUUAAAAGAUCUUCUUGAUUCAAAGUUGAAAAUAGAUGAGAAUGAUGAAAGGUUUCAUAUUGCCAUCAAAGUUGCAUUGUGGUGCAUACAGGAAGAUAUGUCUCUAAGGCCUUCCAUGACCAAAGUGGCUCAGAUGCUUGAGGGUCUCUGUACUGUUCCUAAGCCACCAUCGUCUUCUCCAAUGGGUUCUCGCCUGUACUCGUCUUUCUUCAAAUCUAUGAGUGAAGGUGGCACCUCCUCAGGACCAUCAGAUUGCAAUAGUGAUGCAUAUCUUUCAGCAGUUAGGCUUUCGGGACCAAGAUAAAAUUGUACCUUUUUCUGGUUUUGUUGAGCCAUUCUUGUAUAUGGUUCCACAGUAUUUUUGUAUACUUUGGUAGUUACUCGAAUUUUGUAAUGUGAAUUCCCACUCAUCUAACACAUUAUUGCUUUGUGCGCUG